AUGGCUGCCGCGGACGUGCUGCCUCCGGAGCCGGAGGACCGAGUUCUUGGCGCCUCCACGGCAGACCAGGUGCUUGAGCGCUGGCACGGCUUCCUUGCAGAGAGCUCCCAGCUCUUAAAAGCGCAGCUGGACCCGCCGGCGCUGCAGCGGCGCCUGCCGGCGCGGCGCCAGCUUUUGAACCCCGAGGCUGAGGCCGGCAGUGUGGAGAGCGCAUCGUCGCGGCUGCACUUGGCAUCUACGCCUUUGGGUCGAGUUGUAUACUCCCUUGCUGCAUCCGUCCAGGAGGCGCGGCGCUGCAUCCGGGCCGCGCCGGAGCUCUACCGGGCUGUGGCCGUUUUCGGUGAGGCACGCGGCGUGUCGCCGGAUGAAGACUCAUUGCAGACACCGCCGGAGCUGCUGGUGGAGUUCGCUCAGCUCCUGCCGCAGCUGAGGGCGAUGCGGCAGCUCCUGCGGCGGGUGGAGGCGGUGGCUGUGAACUUGCUGAGGCAGCUGGCAGGGCAGCAGGCCAUGCAGGCGAGCCAGGGCUUGCAGGGCCUCACCCGUCAGCCGCUGCGGCCGGUGCUGGACGUGCUCUCGGAGCUGCUGCUGUUGCCGGUGCAUUUGGAUGGCCUGGCCCUGGAGAACGGCCGGCUCCGGCGCACAUUUGCGUCCUACAGCUGGAUCGUCACGCAGGCCUCCACGCCUGGCUCAGCGCUGCCGGAAGUGCCACAGGCGGCGGCGUUAAAGCAGGAGCUGCAAGAGGCAGCUGCUCUGGUGCAAGGCGACGCUUUCCAGAUCUGCCUUGCCAACAUCUGCCAGGGUGCGGCGCAAGAGAAGCUGGAGGGAAUCCGGGAGCACUUCCUGGCAUACUUCCGCGGGCGCUUGGAGGAGGAGCCCUGCGGCCCAGUGGCCGCCUCUCAGCUUUGGCUGCCCCGGGAAGCCUUGGUGCCAUGGGUAUGCUGCUUCGUGCUCCACGUCCGCCUCUUCACCCGCGGUCGUGACGAGGUCAAGCUGCUGGGGGAGGCCUGGAAGAUGCACAAGAAAUCCCCGUCGGUGGUGCUCUACGGCCGUGUGGUCUGGUGUUUGGGGGACUUUGUUCAGUCCUAUCUGCCGGAGCUGGUGGCAGAGGCAAAUUUGAAGAAGGAGCUGGAGGACCUGAGCAACCUCCGGCUGAAGCAGGCGGAGCGCCUGGACGACGGCAGCUUCAUCCAGGAGCUGAAAGAAGCGCCCGGCUGCGGCGGGGAGGAUAUGGCUUCGAUAUGA
This is a messenger RNA of Effrenium voratum, 1242 nucleotides long. The record is from the annotation of a GenBank genome assembly. NCBI's taxonomy places the organism in Eukaryota, Dinophyceae, Suessiales, Symbiodiniaceae.